This is a messenger RNA of Dendrobium catenatum, 940 nucleotides long. RefSeq names its product SWR1 complex subunit 6. Bases 193 to 714 code for a protein of 173 amino acids. Gene Ontology annotation, cellular component: Swr1 complex. Gene Ontology annotation, molecular function: nucleosome binding. The record is from RefSeq and is a predicted model, not a curated record. The transcript has 4 exons. Lineage: Eukaryota; Viridiplantae; Streptophyta; Magnoliopsida; Asparagales; Orchidaceae. Gene Ontology annotation, biological process: chromatin remodeling.
AUUAUUGGAGUCCGGACCUAAGCACAUAAUAUUUUCUCUCAGCGACGACGCAUUCAACCUGCACGGCUUUCCAUCUCUCUCCAGCGAGCGGACGAGUGCAAAACCCCGAUGAGCUCUGAAUUUGGCUAAUCACCUCUCGGAAACUUUCAUUCCCAACUUUAUUUCUGUUGGCCUCUCUAAGAGCGAGAUACCAUGGACGAAGAGAACAUCGGCCCUUUCCGUCGGACCUCGGCUCGAACGAGGAAGGUCGCUUCCAAGAUGGCUGCAGCUCUAGCCAGCACAGAUAACCGGACGCAGGCAGCGCUUGCACGUCUAGAGGCUCUGGAAAGUGACAAUGUUGGAGCUGAGGCUGCUGAGAUCAACGAUGAUGAUGAUGCCUCUUUGGAUGAUGAAGAUCAAGUAAUUUAUGUACAGAAGAAACAAAAGGGUACCAAGCGGAAAACCAGACAGGCAAAAGCACUGGAGAAUGCAAGGAGGGCACCUAGGACAUUUUUGGAGAUAAUACAUGAGGCGAAUCUAGAGUCGUCAUCUCCGCAUGUUCCUACUUACUUGAGGGCUGCAGUAGGCCCUCCAACGUCCAGCUCUCGUCGUUAUUUCUGCACAGUCUGUGGAUUUAUAGCCACAUACACUUGCGUGAGGUGUGGGGUUAGAUUUUGUUCUUUCCGUUGCCAGGUUAUACACAAUGAUACACGAUGCUUGAAAUUUGUGGCCUGAUCGAUUGCUAGACUAGUUUUUCAGCUUUCUUCUAUUAUUUUUUCCUGCUCCUGUAUUCAUUUUACUAAUAUAUGAUGAAUGCGUUGUAGCUUUAGUUUUCUUAUAUUGUAAAUGAUAUGUUUCUUCUAAACAUAAACGACCUACCUACGGUGCUCUGCAUGUUGUUCUUGCCUGAAAUUCAAUAUCAGUUCAAUUCAUUUAUGUUAUUGUUAAUGAUCAGCGAGUU